GACGAGAGAAAUUUAUGAGGAGAAAAGACGCGAUUUUAGCGUUUCUUGGGGUGUUUAAAAACGAGAAUCUUGCCUGCAAUCAGAAGUACAGCCUGUAUUUCUACCCCGAGGAGGUGGUUCGUCAUCACUUCGGACUGUUUCAUCCACACCCAUAAAGUGAUUGAGACCUUCAGUGAAGCUCCUCCUACAACAAUCCACCAAUAACACACAGAGAAAUCACUUCAUGUGUGACAACUGAAAUCUGAGAGGAGCUCGAGAAGAUGAAAGAUCCACAACCGUGCAGAAUAAAGACUGAAGAAACUGAAGAACAAAUAGAUAUGAUAGAAGUGAAAAAGGAGAGUCACGAUGAAGUGGAUGAGAAACAUCAGAUUGUAAAAAUAAACCAUAAUGUUUCACAGAAAGGAACUCUGAGAACAAAAGACAUAAAGUGUGAAAAGAGUUUCAGUAAAGAUGGACGCCCUGAGGAUCACAAGAGGACUCACAGCGAGGAGAAGCCAUUCACAUGUCAUCUAUGUGAAAAGAGUUUUAGAGUUAAAAGUAAACUUGAGAUUCACAUGAGAACUCACACUGGAGAGAAACCUUACAAGUGUCCACUGUGUGGAAAGAGUUUCGCAGUUGAAUUUAGCCUUAAGACACACAUGAGAAUUCACACUGGAGAGAAACCUUACACAUGUUUUCAGUGUGGAAAGAGUUUUAUAUCUUCAAGUGACCUUACGAGACACACAAGAAUUCACACCGGAGAUAAACCACACGCGUGCCAUGAGUGUGGAAACCGGUUUACAACCUCAGGUACCCUUAAGAAACAUUUGAGAUUUCACACCGGAGAGAAACCAUUCACAUGUAAUCUGUGUGGAAAGAGUUUCACAGUUGAAUUUAGCCUUAAGACACACAUGAGAAUUCACACUGGAGAGAAACCUUACACAUGUAAUCUGUGUGGAAAGAGUUUUAUAUCUUCAAGUGACCUUACGAGACACACAAGAAUUCACACCGGAGAUAAACCACAUGCGUGCCAUGAGUGUGGAAACCAGUUUACAACCUCAGAUACCCUUAAGAAACAUUUGAGAAUUCACACUGGAGAGAAACCUUAUACAUGUGAUUUGUGUGGAAAGAGUUUCAGAGAUAAAAGUAGCCUUAACAUACAUACAAGGAUUCACACCAGAGAGAAACUGUUCACAAACCAUGAGUGUAAAAAAAGUUUCAGAAGUAAAAAUAACCUUAACCCUUUAACCGGCGCAGCCCUUUUUGAGUGGGGGUGGUGAAAAGAUAAUGUACACUUUCAAAUUAAUAUAACUCUGGCAUUUUUUUUUGUCUAGAAGCCUAAAUUUGGUCUUAUUUUAAAGAAGACACUUAAAACGUUUUUUUUUUUACGGAAGUAUCUGUAGGUGAAAAUAUAUAUUUUUUUAUAGCAGUUUACAUUUAUUUGUAACAAAUAAAAAAUGCAAUAUUGUAUUAAUUUUAUGUAUUAAAAAAGAUUUUAAAAAAUGAGGUUUUUGUUGGUUUGCUGUUAGGUUUGCUGCAUACUCUUGUCACAAAUGAAUAAAUUAAGGGCGAGUUAUAGUCAUGCGUAGGUUCUACGCCGUAGCCUGUGCGUAGCUCUGCGUAGCCUGACGCGCACCUCGCAAAAUUUUUAACAGUGCGUCAGUUCUACGCGGACCGCAAGCACUGUGAUUGGUCCACCAGAACCCCUCCCGUCAGGUAAAAAACUGCGUCAUAGGUAUUUCCGUUUGCGAUGGUGAAAACAAGUUGAGGAGUGAUUUAACUCAAACUGCAACAAAAGUCGCUGUUUUUUACAUCCAUCAUUGGUCUUAUCAAAUCAUACACAACAAGUAGCUGUUUCUUUUUCGUUUGUGGCUUAACUUGCAAAGUUUCUUCUUCUUUGGCGUUCGUGCUGCUACUGUGGUUACACGCGUGGUUACUGCCUACCAGCGGCCUGCGCGCGUGUUUGCACGUCGACGCGGACGACGACGCAAAAGUAUAAAUGAAAACCGACGCGGAACCUACGCCGUAGGACCUACGCACGACUAUAACGAGCCCUUUACAGUUACUGCAUUACUAUCACUGCAAAAAGGUUUUAAAGGAACACGCCCACAUUUUGGGAAUUUAGCUUAUUCACCGUAUCCCCCAGAGUUAGAUAAGUCCAUAUAUACCUUUCUCAUCUCCGUGUGUGCUGUAACUCUGUCUGACGCAGUCCCUGCUAGCUUAGCUUAGCACAAAGACUGGAAGUAAAUGGCUCCAGCUAGCAUACUGCUCCCAAUAAGUGACAAAAUAACGCGAACA
Messenger RNA from Misgurnus anguillicaudatus (oriental weatherfish), 2277 nucleotides. RefSeq lists its product as uncharacterized. The record is from RefSeq and is a predicted model, not a curated record. Gene Ontology annotation, molecular function: DNA-binding transcription factor activity; RNA polymerase II cis-regulatory region sequence-specific DNA binding. NCBI's taxonomy places the organism in Eukaryota, Metazoa, Chordata, Actinopteri, Cypriniformes, Cobitidae. Gene Ontology annotation, biological process: regulation of transcription by RNA polymerase II.